Prunus mume (Japanese apricot) is the source of this 1533-nucleotide messenger RNA. The record is from RefSeq and is a predicted model, not a curated record. Lineage: Eukaryota; Viridiplantae; Streptophyta; Magnoliopsida; Rosales; Rosaceae.
UGCCGUCAAAAGACCUCCAAGCUGGAGAACCGAAAAACUCUGUGCUAGGGUUUUGCGAAAGUUCCGAUCUAGUUAAGCGAUUAGGUUGUGUGGAAAUUUUUUUUUGUUAAUUGAAAGAUGGCUCGGGCCUUGAAGUACACUUUUAGCGAUUAUGCGAGGAGCGCAGUGAGUAGGGAGGCCUUGCUCGAACCGACUAAGCCCCAGAGAGAGAUGGAGAAAAAUGGCAAGAGUCAGAGGAAGAAAGAGAGAAGGGAGAUAAAGGGACAAGGGCGUAAAGAGAAGGAUACUCUUCACAAUGUCAAAAGCCUUGAUGAUAAAAAGUGUUUCCAGCAAAAGAAGGGUAAAAAAGGGGAAGCAAAGGGAUGGUGUCCUCAAAAAAUUGAACAUGAAGCUGAUCAACUGGAGAGAAGUGACAUUACAAACGAACAUGGGCUGCCAACCUGUAUUGAGAGCAAUUCCUACUUGUCUGAUGGAACCCAAAGCAGCAAGAAAAGCAAGCCUUUGAUCAUUCGCAUUAAAUUGCUUAAGCACAGCGAACGAGACGCCUCACUUGUGUGCUCUCCUUCUGGAAGGGUAGAUUUGCUUCCUCCAGAGAGAACGGAAGUUGUUCUUUUACCCAGUCAACCCAGUGCAGAGACAAAUGUAGAACUCAGGCAGGUCUCUUCAAAACCUGACCAAGAUUUACCCUGUUCAACAUCAGAGGGGAUCGAAACAAUUGGUCAGAAGAGAAGUGCGAGUGCUGCAUUUGAAGAUCAGAUUCAGAGUGAAGAUUCACUCCAUGCAACUCUGAUUGAGAAUUGGAUCCCUCCCCCGAUUCAAUUUGCCGAUGUUGGUGAUGGUGAUGAAGAAUGGCUCUUUGGGACGAAGCAUCAAAACAGAUGUGGGUCCAAAAGAUUUAAAGCUGCUAACAAUGAGGUCUCCAGUUGUACAAGGAGCGCGCCGUGGCCACAAGCACAGUGGUUGUUGGAGGCUGGUGUAUAUGCAUUACCCUUCACGGUUCCAUUCUAGUUUCUCGUCCAUUUCAAAUGCGUGCCUUGAGAAUUGCAUAUGCUGCUCAACAGAUGGCCAGCGUAACUCGGGGUAGCAGUGCCCCAGUCACGCUCUUUGUUGAGAUACUGAACAAGUCAGUUGUUUUUUACUGGGCCUGAUUGAAGUCUUUCAUUCUAUGUUGCUACCGUGUUGUAUAAACUAAGGUUGAUUCAUGAUUUUUGCAUCAGGUACCUCUACUUGUCUGAGAAAGGAAACCCCCGGAUUACAAGUGCUGCAAUCCUUGGAUUGGUGGAUUAAAACUCAGAUGCAAAGCGACUCUACAAAUGUGAGUCCAGCCCCAGAUGCAUUUUUCAGCAGCACAUUGCAGUACAUACAGUUCCAGAAACAGAAAGGUGGGGUAAUGGACGAGAAAUAUGCCCCUAUCAAGGUCUGACUUUGGGUUAAAGAGAUUGUCAUAUUUGAGGACAUUAAAGUUUGGGGUUGAGAGGAAGAACGAUGAGGAGAGCCGACGUGUGAGCAUAGUCUAUGAAAAAUGCCCCUGAA